GUAGCCCACUUACUACGGGAACAAAAGAUCCCACCCUCGGACGCAGAGUAGGUGACACUGCCUUGUCUUCCUACUCGUUCUGUUGUAUAUCGUUCUAAAUAAAGCACAUGUCGUUCAUAUUUACAUUUGAGUUACUUAUAUUUUACAAGAAACAUUCAUAAUUCAAGUUCUAAACGCCCCCAGUGGAUCAGUUUACUCCCUCCCACAUCAUCAUGUGUGACCUCAUAUGAGAAGGAAGGACCCCGAGCUGAUGAUGACACGUAUGUUACCUUGUUUGAAGUCCCCAGGAGUAGUGCACGAGUUGGAAGCAAAUUUAGCACAGUGGCCAAAAGGUGGAAUGGCAAUUUCAAGGUUUGUCUUGUGAUGCCUUUGGGCCUGAAAAGAAUUCCCCCUAAACCAUUACACUGAGAAAGAGACAUCUGUCAAUUGGUGGAGAAUUUAUUUUUUAGUUCAACCUUUGAACACAUGAUUGGUUCUGAAAAGUUGUAAAAUACCCAGAUAGACAAAUCCUGAGUUGUUUUCCUUCCUUCGUUCGUGUGAGUGAGCCGAGAAGGAGGCUGGACUGAGGGUUUCGAGGAAAAGCCAGUCUCUGCUCCAUGGUCCUCACGCUUUGGGUUGUGAGACAUGCACAGUGGAAGUGGAGCUGGAUGUUAGCGGGUCACAACAGACAGCGCUAGAAACACAUUACGCAUAUAAGAUAUUGCAGAUUGCAUAGUAAGAACUCUUAUAUUGUGGUUUGUUUAAUCUUGCGGGGCCAUUUUUAAUUCACUGCUCAUUGGAGAAGAAGCCACAAUAAGUCCUGAAGUGACAUCCUCGGCUCUACUAAUGGUUGCAGAGCCUCAACUGACUAAGCUGUGGAGCUCAAUCUGAGUAUGCUUUUUAAAUCUCUUCUUGGAAAUACAACCUUUGUGGUGUUAUGUAAUCACAGUCGCCGAGUGCAGAAACGUUUGAACUUGAUGUCUCUACUUCUCGUACGCAGGUUGAAGCUCACCAAGCUGAAGAGAGACCCAGACGUGGGGGAAUUCCUGAUGAAGAUGGAGUCAUUGGUCUUCUGGAGGGCUGUCUUCAUCUUCUUCUCACUUCCUCCUAUCCAGAGUCAGCCCCAGAGAGCAGUGUUCCUGCCUGAGUUCUCCCUCUCCCCUCAGGGCAGCUUCAUGGAGGACGCUACAGAAGAUCAGCUUCUGACCUACAAGUAUGACGACCAGGCCUCCAGGAUGACUCGCUCCGAUGAAGACAGGGACAUCGGCUGGGACGCCUGGGGCCCCUGGAGUGAGUGCUCACGCACCUGCGGCGGAGGAGCCUCCUACUCUCUACGCCGCUGUCUCAACGGAGGAAGCUGCGUCGGCAAAAACAUCCGCUACAGAACGUGCAGCAACAGGGCCUGCCCACCAGAGUCCGGUGACUUCCGGGCCCAGCAGUGUUCGGCCCACAACGACAUCAAGUACCAGGGGGUCACCCACGAUUGGUCCCCGUCCCCUUAUGACCCCUCAGCGCCCUGCGCACUGCGCUGCCAGACCAAGGGGAGAAGUGUCACCGUGGAACUGGCUCCCAAGGUGCUGGACGGGACACAGUGUCGGGCGGACGCCCUGGACAUGUGCAUCAGUGGAGUGUGUCAGGAGGUGGGGUGUGAUCGCCAGCUGGGCAGUGGCGCCCGGGAGGAUAACUGCGGCGUCUGCGGCGGGGACGGCUCCACGUGCCGGCUGGUACGAGGACAGGCCCUGCUCCACCUCACGCCAGAACAAUCUAUGAAGACAGUGGUGGAGGUGCCAUUAGGAAGUCGCCUUUUCAGACUGCAUGCCAAAGGACCGAAUACUCUAGUUACUGAAGCCAUCUCUCUUAAGGGGAGAGUAGAGGAGAUCAGUCUGGUGUCGCCGGGCUCAUAUGUGAUAGGAAACACCUCUUUGGACCUCCAGAGGGGGACGGACAGGCAGACACUCAGGACACAUGGACCACUCAACGCUGAUUUCAUUAUCAAGAUGAAGUACGGAGGCUCUAAGGAUACAGUCGUCCAGUUUCUCUUCUACCAGCCCAUCAGGUACCAGUGGAGAGAGACGGACUUCUUCCCCUGCUCGGUUACCUGUGGAGGAGGCUAUCAGCUGAACUCUGCAGAGUGCACGGACAUCAGAUCCAACCAGACCCUGCCCGAGCAUCACUGUAACAGCUACCCUGAAAACACCAAACCCACACCCAAACUCAAGGAGUGCAACAUGGACCCCUGUCCAGAGAGUGAUGGAUUUAAAGAGGUGUUGCCAUACGACCAUUUCCAACCUCUGCCUCGCUGGGAGCAGGGCCCCUGGACCCAGUGCUCGGCGUCCUGCGGCCAAGGAGGCGGGUGGCAGGUUCGCAGCAUGCUGUGCAUGGAGGAGGACAUGCAGGGACGCUUCUCCCAAGUAGACGAGUGGAAGUGCACCCACUCCCCCCGACCUGUCGCCCGACAGAUCUGCAACGCCUUCGCCUGCCCCCAGUGGGUGGCCAUGGAGUGGUCUCAGUGCACGGUGACGUGUGGUCAUGGUCUGCGUUACCGCGUGGUUCUGUGCAUCGACCACCGCGGGCAGCACAUCGGAGGCUGCGGGGCGUCACUCAAACCCCAUGUUAAGGAAGAUUGCCUGGUCCCCGUUGCCUGCCAUAAGCCCCGAGACUCCGUGCCAGUGGAGGCCAAGGUGCCCUGGUUAAAACAACCUCACCAGGUGGAAGAACAGCGUGGUGCUACAGAGGACCCCACGUUUGUGCCCGGGCCCUGGUCCGCCUGCAGCACCGCGUGUGGGCCUGGCGAGCAGACCCGGGAGGUGAAGUGCCAGGUGCUGCUCUCAUUCACCAAGACCGAGGUGGACCUUCCAGAGGAGGAGUGUGGUGAAGAAAGACCGCAGGUGUUGAGGCCUUGCAACCAAGGGCCAUGUAGCAAUGUUCCACACCUCUCUGUGCCGGGCCUGGACAUGCACACCACGGAGCUGUACCGAUGGGACGACAGGGGAUUCACUGUUUGCUCAGCCACGUGCGCCGCUGGGAAGCAGACGGGCGUUGUGAGGUGUGUAAGCAGGAAGCAGGGCGAGGAUGUGGAUGAUUCUCUGUGUGACUCAUCCAGCAAGCCCCCAGUGAUAGUCCGCAUCUGUGCCCCCGAGCCGUGCCCCCCAAGAUGGGAGGUGACCGCAUGGACCAGCUGCUCGGCAUCCUGCGGCGUUGGCAUCCAAACCAGGAGUGUGUUCUGCAUGCGCCUGUUAUCAGUGGACCAGCAGGACAUUCUGACCGUGUCAGAGGACGAGUGCAGGGAAUUCAAACCUGCCAUCCUGCAGCCCUGCAACCAGGUGGACUGUCCUCCAGCCUGGGAGACGGAGCCUUGGCAACAGUGCUCCCAGUCCUGUGGUGGGGGUGUCCAGUUGCGGAAGGUCUACUGUAAGCGGCUCCUGUCCACAGGGGCCCGUAGCAGGCUGGGAGACGGGGCUUGUUUGGGGGGCAAACCUGCUACGAACAGAGGAUGCAGCAGCAUUGACUGUGAGCCCUAUUUGUCAGCAGGAGAAUGGGGAAAGUGCUCGGUGUCCUGUGGUUUGGGGAUUCAGCGCAGGGAGCCCGUGUGUCUCCAGCAGACCACCAUGGGCGACCAGGUGAAAGUGGCCAGGGAGCUGUGCUCGGGGCUGGCCCACCCCCCCCUCGUAAGAACCUGCCAGAUGAUGGGCUGUCCCAAGCCCGAGAUGAGACGCAAAGAAAACCAAAAGAACCAAAUCAGGCAGACAGUGAGACGUCCCACAAAGACCAGAGGCUAUGAGCAUGGGGUGAAGCAGUGUCCCACGCUCAUGGCCGUGCACAAAAUCUACAUCCAAACCCGCAAGGAGAAGCGCCUCCACCUAACUGUUGGUGGCCACGCUUACCUCCUACCCAACACCUCCUUAGUCAUCAAAUGCCCCGUCAGGAGGUUCCCCAAGUCCCACGUCCGCUGGCUCAAAGAUGGACGUCCCCUGCCCAGCUCCAAGCACCUGGACAUCACCCAAUUCGGCUCCCUGAAGAUCCAGCUUCUGUCUGCCGAGGACGUGGGGGUGUAUGCGUGUGUUGCCGGACCCGCCUCCGACAUCUUCACCCUCCAGCUUCUAGGUGGUGGCAGCAAAGCGACUGGCAGGCUGACCAGUCCUCCCAAAUGGGACCAAACGCUGCCCAGUUGCCACAGACACCACGCGGGCGUGUCCCAGCUGACCGGGGCCGGGGUCCGUGUGUCUUUGCUGCCUCCUGGUGGCCAGGAGGCCCUACUGCAGCCGCAGGUGGAGGAGAGACUGAUAAAUAUCACCCUGAAGGCUGACGGAGGAGAGAUCCAACAGGAGCAGGCGUCGCAACUCAUUUCCUCUCUGCUGACACACACGUCUGCUGCCCAGCUGUGGACGGGGACCACGGGAGGUGGAGGACAGGCUGAAGACAGACGUCCCGACUGGUCGAAACCCCCCUUCGUGCAACGAGCAGCAAUCGUCAGGCAGCUGCUGACCCGUCCGCUGGCAUUUCAGAAGAACAUCAACAUCAGCAUCGGACAGAGCGCCCUCCUGACCAACGCCACCCGAUCCCUGGCCAUCCGCUGUCCUGCGGAGGGCGUCCCUCCUCCCAAGGUCAGCUGGACAAAGGAUGGCGCUCUGCUGCUUCCCACUGACAGGGUCUCCUGGGACAUCUCUGGAGGACUCCGCAUCCUUCAACCCAGAGUGUCUGACAGGGGACAGUACAAGUGCACAGUCACCAACACACUGGGCUCCGACUCAGAGACGUCUCAGCUGCUGGUGGCAGAACCACCAGCCAUAGCGGUGUCAUGGGGGAACGUGUCGGACCACGGCGGGGUGUUGGGACAAAGCUUGAGGUCCGCGGUCGGCGGGCGAGUCAGUGUUCGCCCUGGAGCCAACCUCACGCUGGACUGCCCCGUUACCGGAUUUCCUCCGCCCACAGUGACGUGGAACAAAAAGAACGGACCCUCCGGGGCCGCUGCUGUUUCACUGCCUUCUGGCUCGCUUUGGAUCAGGAAUGUUUCUCUGCACCACCGAGGCAUCUACACAUGCACCACUACCAACGCCGUCGGAAAGUCCACAGCUUCUACCGUCCUGCAGGUCUACGAUCAUCGCCCUGCUGGGGUUGGCAGCGUCGGUCCAGUCUCACAGGAGCUGAACAGAAGAAGGGUCCUCAUGGCGUCACACCGCGGGACCAGUGUGCUUAUCAAGCCUGGAGACGUUCUACGUAUAGGCUGUCCAGUCCUGGCUGGCCACAGAGUGCCGGUGCUGUGGGCCUUCAACCACCUGACCCUGAAGGACGUGUCCAGUGCAGAGCAGACCCCGGCUCCUGGUCCCGAUCGGCGCCUGCAGUACCGGAUGCUGGCGGGGAGUCGUGUCCUCGAGGUGGAUACGCUGCGGGUCAAGUUCUCAGGCCGGUACCGGUGCCAGACCAUGACCAACGGUACCAGACAAACGCUGUCUGCCUGGAUCGACGUUCACAUUGAAGAGACCAGCUGGCGUGUAGGGGACUGGAGCACAUGCAGUGCCACUUGUGGGAACAGAGGAAGCGGGCUGCGCAGGGUGGACUGUGUCAAUCGGGAUGGAAAGGCUGUGCAGCCCUCCAUGUGUCAGCACAGCCCGAAACCCGCCCCGCCCCCAGUCAGCUGCAACAGACACGACUGUCCUCCCAGAUGGCUGGUAUCGGAGUGGUCCAAGUGUUCAGCCUCAUGCGGGGGGGGCUGGAGGAGGAGGCAGGUGUCCUGUCAGCAGGUGGAUGCCAGAGGCGCCGUGAGGAGCCUGACAGCAGCUUCCUGUGAGCAGAUGAACCGCCCCCCGGACUCUGAGCAGUGCACAGCCAAUCGCUGUCCAGCCUGGGUAACCAGUCCGUGGGGGAAGUGUUCAGGGAGGUGUUUGGGCGCAGCCUCCACCAUUCAGAAGAGAUCUGUCCUCUGCCAACAUGUCAAUGGCUCCUCGUACCCAGACUGUGAUCUCAGAGACAGGCCUCCGUCGGUGCGUAACUGCUCCUCCGCCCGCUGUGAUGUGGCGUGGCGUCCUGGCGCGUGGCGGCCGUGCACCGUGCUCUGUGGCAGCGGCUUUCAAUCCCGCAGGGUGGACUGUGUUCAGCGCGCGAGUGGCAGGGCGGUGGCUGACCAGAACUGUGCCUGGCUGCAGCAGCCCCCCACCUGGCAGCACUGCAACACCACCAGCUGUGGGAGUGAAUGCAAGGACACCACCCAGUACUGCAGUGUGGUGAGGAGACUGAAGCUGUGUCACCUGGAGAUGUACAAACAGAGGUGCUGUGGCUCAUGUUCACAUCUGGACUCCCCUUAGCAGCCGUGAGCAUCAUAACCACGCCCCAUUUUGUACAACCGAUAGCCCCCCGUGAGGCCAAUGACUACAAGGACACAAUCAAUGAAAGGGUGCACAUCAUCUACGAAACAAGUGCACAUAUUUAAACGGGACACCAUUCAGUCCAUUUUCUUCUUUAAAGGAACAUGAACAGCUUGGACUCGAUAAUCCUUUUAUGAGAACAAGUGGAUCAAAUUGAGGUUUGGGUCAUUAUGUUGGUGUGGCCCAGCCAAAUGCCUCGUGCAUGUACCUCUGCUGCCCUGUUAACAACCCUUAGGUUGGUUGGCUAGUAUUUUCCUUUAUUAGUUUUGAGUCAUGUUAUCCACUGCUGACAUAAUUGAGGUUCAUCACUUUAGCAGAAGAUUAUUGCAGUCAUACACCCAAAUAUUAUAUAAUAUCAUGUAAAAUAUUAAAGCUAAAUUCCAGCUGAGAUUUGGAAACUUAGUUGAGCUGUACUGUCCCAACCACUUUAUAUGGAGGGUGAAAUAUGUCCAAUGAUAUAUUAGACAUUGGUUAUCAUACUAACAAUAACCAAAUAGUAUGAAAUCCAGAAGAUGAUUUAUAAUCUAAGCUCAACAUUUACAUGGCUUCCAGUUUCCCGUGUUUUAGUGUCUUGUGAUGCUGUUCCAGAGGUUUUCCAAUCCAGAUUCAUUUAAGUGUUUAGUAGGCACAAUAAAUUCAAGGAUGAGAGAUUCUUGGCCGGUUUAGGGGAGAUUAGAGGAGGUUUGGUGAAGAGUCUCCUUUGACGAGGCACCUGCAGUAGACAGUAGAAAAGACUCGUAUCACAAACCUGACCGGGGCAUCACAGUCGGAUUUGAGAAAAGCAAGAAGAAGAAGAAAAAGAGUGAAAGAUCCAACGUACCACGGCUGAUUAAGAUUAGAAUGAACCGGUAGUCCAGGUGUACCAAGGAGGGGAUUAUGGUCCGUACAGGGAAACAUGAUGUUUAGCGAUAGAGUCAACGACAUCUUAAAUGUUCUGCCCCAAACCAUCCACACUGUCUUCUACAGCCCAGAGGCCCCCGAGUGUCUCACAGGGGCACAAACGACGUAUGAACACGACGGCUGGGUUCCUGCAGUAGGAGUUAGUUGUUGGAUUCCCAGUAUCAUUGGUUUUGGAUCCACUGGCUGGUGUGAAUGGAGUCAAAGAGCAGCCGCUGAUGGUGGAGCUUCAGUGUUUCCAUCCCUCAGUGACCACAGACCACAUCUACAGUUCCUGCUAAAACACGGACUUCAACAGACAGGUCAUUGUGCACAGCGGUCCUCGACCCCCGGGCCGCAUGAAAUGCAAAUAAAAAAAAUAAUAAUAAUUUAAGACAAUGACCGGAUUCUCUCCCAAUUACAUGCACUUGUCCCUCGGGCGCUAUUUUUGCCGUGCGCAGCGACUACUACCAUGAAACCAUGAACCAUGAACCAUGAAACCAUGAAACCAUGAACCAUGAACCAUGAAACCAUGAAGAAGGGUGGGGACCACAGGUUUAUCACACCGAUAUGCUGCAUUGUAAUAAUAUGUUUUGAAUAUACUGUGUUCUAAGUGCAAUAUCCUAUAUUAAGUAUAUGUAGAUUGUGUGUGACUUUUAUUUUCUUACAUCGUCGGGGUCAAGUUGUCUUUUUAACUCCUGUUGAAGAUCUUGGUCACUCAUCUGGUUCUAGUUGCAUGUGAGAAGUGACAUCUCCAAUGUUUUCUAUCUCCAUUUGUGAAAUCCAUCUGGGUGACUUUCUCCAUGGUGGGCCUUUGCCACGAUGGCUUUACAGUGUUUACCUGAUGUGGUAACACUGGUCCUGAUGAAAUAUGAUGUAGUACAAUACAAUAUUUGAGUUCUUUAGAACUUGGCAGAGGAAUAAAGACAGUUUAAUCACUUUGCUCA
Molecule: messenger RNA, 8164 nt
Organism: Pungitius pungitius (ninespine stickleback)
Lineage: Eukaryota; Metazoa; Chordata; Actinopteri; Perciformes; Gasterosteidae
Gene: adamtsl3
Product: ADAMTS-like 3
Exons: 31
Coding region: 873-6281 (1802 amino acids)
Biological process (GO): extracellular matrix organization
Cellular component (GO): extracellular matrix
Source: RefSeq, a predicted model, not a curated record